Molecule: messenger RNA, 3628 nt
Organism: Pezoporus flaviventris
Lineage: Eukaryota; Metazoa; Chordata; Aves; Psittaciformes; Psittacidae
Gene: PLOD2
Product: procollagen-lysine,2-oxoglutarate 5-dioxygenase 2
Exons: 19
Coding region: 120-2336 (738 amino acids)
Biological process (GO): peptidyl-lysine hydroxylation
Cellular component (GO): endoplasmic reticulum
Molecular function (GO): L-ascorbic acid binding; iron ion binding; procollagen-lysine 5-dioxygenase activity
Source: RefSeq, a predicted model, not a curated record
CCGCAGGCACCGGGUUUUCCCCCUCGUUUUCCAUCCCCCGCCUCCUUUCCCCCCACCCCUCCUCUCGGGGGGUGGUGGCGCGGGGAGCGGCGGCAGGCAGGCGGGUGCGGAGGGGGAAGAUGGCGUGGAGCGGCGCCCGGUCGCCGAGCCUCCUCCUGCCGCUGCUGCUGCUGGCCCUGGCGCUGCUGGCGGCGGCGGAGAGGCACCCCGGGCAGGGCCCCGGCCCCGCAGAUAAACUACUAGUUUUUACUGUAGCGACUAAAGAACCUGAUGGCUUUCACCGUUUCAUGCAAACUGCAAAGCACUUCAACUACACAGUAAAGGUACUUGGAAAAGGUGAAGAGUGGAAAGGUGGGGAGCUGCCUAAUUCUAUUGGUGGAGGGCAGAAAGUUCGGUUACUGAAAGAAGGCAUAGAAAGCUAUGCUGAUCAGGAGGACUUGGUUGUAAUGUUUGUUGAAUGUUAUGAUGUUAUUUUUGCGGGGAGUCCUGAAGAACUGUUAAAGAAAUUUCAGGAAACUAAUCAUAAAGUGGUGUUUGCAGCAGAUGGACUAAUUUGGCCGGAUAAAAGGCUAGCUGACAAGUAUCCUGUUGUCCGGAGUGGAAAACGAUUCCUGAACUCAGGAGGAUUUAUUGGUUAUGCUCCAUAUAUAAAUCGUAUCGUGCAGCAAUGGAAUCUCCAGGAUAAUGAUGAUGACCAGCUGUUUUACACUAAAAUCUAUGUUGACCCAUUGGCAAGGGAACGUUUUAACAUUACUUUGGACCACAAAUGUGCAAUUUUCCAGACCCUAAAUGGAGCUGUUGAUGAAGUCCUUUUGAAGUUUGAAGAAGGAAAAGUAAGAGCAAGGAAUUCAGUGUACGACACAUUACCAAUCACUAUUCAUGGAAAUGGUCCAACUAAAAUUCACUUGAAUUAUUUGGGAAACUAUAUUCCUAACGCUUGGACACGGGAAACUGGUUGCAGUAUUUGUGAUUUAGACUUACUAGACCUGUCAACAGUAACGGACUAUCCAAGAGUAAAAAUUGGUGUUUUCAUUGAGCAACCCACUCCUUUCCUACCUAAAUUUUUAGACAGACUGUUGACUCUGGAUUACCCAAAGGAGGCACUCAGUAUCUUCAUUCAUAAUAAUGAGGUUUACCAUGAAAAGCACAUCAAGAAAUUCUGGGAAAAAGCCAAGAACAUCAUCAAAAAUAUAAAAAUUGUUGGACCUGAAGAAAAUCUCAGUCAAGCAGAAGCCCGGAACAUGGGAAUGGACCUUUGUCGCCAGGAUAAAGCAUGUGAAUAUUACUUCAGCAUAGAUGCAGAUGUUGUGCUGACAAACCCGAAAACUUUAAGAAUAUUGAUGGAGCAGAACAGAAAGAUAAUUGCUCCACUUGUAACUCGUCAUGGGAAGCUUUGGUCCAAUUUCUGGGGUGCUUUGAGCCCAGAUGGCUAUUAUGCUCGAUCAGAAGAUUAUGUUGAUAUUGUCCAAGGGAACAGAGUAGGAGUGUGGAAUAUUCCAUAUAUGGCUAAUAUAUACUUAAUUAAGGGACAGACUCUCAGACUGGAGAUGAAAGAAAAGAACUACUUUAUGCGUGAUAAGUUGGAUCCUGAUAUGGCUCUCUGCAGGAACGCCAGGGAAAUGGGUGUUUUCAUGUACAUUACCAACAGACAUGAAUUUGGAAGACUUAUUUCGACAGCCAAUUACAAUACUUCCCACUACAACAACGACCUUUGGCAGAUAUUCGAAAAUCCUGUGGACUGGAAGGAAACCUAUAUAAAUCCCAACUACUCAAAGAUAUUCACUGAUAAUAUAGUAGAACAGCCAUGUCCAGAUGUGUUUUGGUUUCCUAUAUUUUCUGACACUGCCUGUGAUGAAUUGGUAGAAGAAAUGGAACAUUUUGGACAGUGGUCUGGUGGAAGACACCAAGACAGCCGUAUUUCUGGAGGUUAUGAAAAUGUCCCAACUGAUGAUAUUCAUAUGAAGCAAAUUGGACUGGAUAAUGAAUGGCUGCAUUUCAUAAGAGAGUUCAUUGCACCUGUAACCCUGAAAGUGUUCGCUGGCUAUUAUACCAAGGGGUUUGCUUUACUGAAUUUUGUUGUAAAAUAUAGCCCUGACAGACAGCGGUCACUCAGACCUCAUCAUGACUCAUCUACAUUCACAAUCAACAUCGCUCUCAACAAAGUAGGCGAGGACUUCCAGGGAGGUGGAUGUAAAUUUCUUAGGUACAACUGCUCCAUUGAGUCUCCCAGGAAAGGAUGGAGUUUCAUGCAUCCCGGAAGACUUACUCAUUUGCAUGAAGGACUUCCUAUCUUGAAUGGCACAAGAUACAUUGCAGUAUCAUUUAUUGAUCCUUAAUUUUUUUUUUGCCCUCUUCAACGGCAGUGUUUGAGUCUCUACAUAAACAUUUAUUUAUAGAUUUCUUCUGGAAGAUGGUGAUAAGAGAAACUGUUUCUGUUCCUGGCCAACAAAGUUACUUUGGGCUGAAAGAAUGAAAAAAAAAGAAAAUGUUCCAAAAUGUUUUGAAGAUCUCUCAGUAUCUGCUCUGAGCCUUGAGUUACAAAGUAAACAUGUCCUGCUUGGUUUUCCAUUCUGCUGUCUUAAAAAGUAGGUAAGGAGGGAAAAUGGAAAAACAUUUUAUAAUGAAUCCAUUUCUUUGUUUAAAAACCCCUAUAAACUGUAAUACAAAAUUAUCUGAAAAAAAAAUUAUUGUGGUUUUCAUUCAGUAAAUUAAUACAGCUAAAGUUUUUGUGGUGUAUAUGUUUGGUGCCAACCCAUUAAAAACCAAUAUCAAGUGAAUCUUGUAUGCAGUUGUUGGGGAUAAGCAAUAAUGUCAUAUGCUGGUACAUAUUGAAGGGAAAGUAUCAGUAAGCCCAUUUUCUUAAUUCAUUUUCAAUACUGAAUUUAAUACCUUUACAUGAAAAAAUAAAUUAAUUGUGUAGAUGGAGCAAGGAUUAAAUAAUUUAGCUAAGAAAACAUGGUUUAUCUUUUGGUUUGCGAACUCAUCAUGUUGAAAAUUUACUUAUCUUCACCAAGUGACCUUCAUUUAAAAUGAAUUAUUUUUCUAAAGGUAUAAUUGCACCCAACUGAUACUGAAAUUUAAUGUUUAUUUUAAGAAAGUUGCUUAAAAUUUAAUAAUAGGAUGUUUUAUGAAGACAAUUUUCUACUCUUACUUAAAAUUACUUGAAUUUUCUAUCAGGAAAAUGAAAUUGUUGCAGUCUCUUUUAAAGCUAAGGGUCUUAACUUGCCAUUUAUUUUAAAGAAAUUGGUUUAAGAUAUUCCUACUGUAUCUACUGUUUGUAAUUUAAAGAAACUUGAAGCUGACUGUCUCAAAGUCUACUGUGCCAAGAGGCACAGCGUGUUGAAAAAACUUGUGAAAAAUAAAGGGUAAUUUAAAAUUAAUAUAACAGCUUUUGCUUUAUUAGGUAUUUUUUAUUAUUUUGCUGUAUUAGGUAGUUUCUUUGGAUGUUGCCAUUGUUACAGAAAUAAUAUUUACUGAUGAAUAUUUUUUAAGGCGAUGUCGAUACAUUUAUAUUGGAGGUUUCUCUAAGUGUCAGUUUUUGGUUUAUUUGCUGUGUUACUUGAAUUUUUUCUUACGUGAGUUUGUGCCUGCAUACCAAACCUUGCAUUACACUUUCAAAAUGACUUCA